Molecule: messenger RNA, 833 nt
Organism: Daldinia decipiens
Lineage: Eukaryota; Fungi; Ascomycota; Sordariomycetes; Xylariales; Hypoxylaceae
Product: NAD(P)-binding protein
Exons: 4
Coding region: 83-793 (236 amino acids)
Source: RefSeq, a predicted model, not a curated record
AUUCUUUUCAACAAGCUCACUUCACAAGAAUCUUAUCUUCAUACAACUCUAUACUUGCUAUACAUUUUUUUCCACAUUUACCAUGCCAACCGUUCUAAUCAUCGGGGCCGGUCUCAACACCGGUAAGGCCGCAGCCGAAACCUUCUUAGCCGCCGGGUACCAAGUUGCCGUGGCAUCUAGAACCCAAAAGUUAGAUUCCAAGUAUCCGUACUACGCAUUUGAUGCUUCGAAGCCAGAGACAGUGCCGACUCUAUUUGAGAAAGUAAGCGCCGACCUUGGUGCGCCCAGUGUUGUUAUUUAUAUUUCUGCCGCUGGUCACACAAGCCCUCCAGAAAAUCCAUUUGACAUGGAACUGGAAGAGUUUCGAAGGGGCCUAAGUAUAAAUACCACUUCCCCUUAUUAUGCAGCACGGGAGGCGGUUAGGAGCUUCGAAAAACUUGGCCCUUAUGGUCUAGGCCCUGACGGGGGCUCGUUUCUAUUUGUGGGUAAUGGUUUAAACACUAUCGCUCUCCCGGGCUUCAUGAGCUUUGCCAUUCAAAAAGGUGCUACCUCACAUAUGAUCCAGAACUUGGCGCUGGCCGAGUAUGAUAGCAAACCCUAUAAAUUUUAUUAUCUCGACGAGAGGCACGCUGAUGGUACAUACGUGACCAGUGACUUGAGCGGUAUUGGCCACGCUAAAGAGUUUCUCAAACUAGCAAAAGACAGAAAGCAGGGACCUUGGGAUUAUACAUUCGUCAGCGGAAAGGGGUACGAGAAAUUCCCACCCGUUGAGGUCAUGGCCUGGAAUCCAUAGUGGUUUUUAGGAGUGUAUCUGUGAUAUGGUAUGGCGUAAU